Erigeron canadensis is the source of this 2349-nucleotide messenger RNA. Its product is annotated as sodium/calcium exchanger NCL2-like. The record is from RefSeq and is a predicted model, not a curated record. NCBI's taxonomy places the organism in Eukaryota, Viridiplantae, Streptophyta, Magnoliopsida, Asterales, Asteraceae. The transcript is spliced from 9 exons. Gene Ontology annotation, biological process: intracellular calcium ion homeostasis; calcium ion transmembrane transport. Gene Ontology annotation, cellular component: membrane. Bases 79 to 2226 code for a protein of 715 amino acids. Gene Ontology annotation, molecular function: calcium:proton antiporter activity; calcium ion binding.
CCCAUAUAAAUUUAUGAACCAGGUACCAUAGUCUUUUUACAUCUAUAAAAUCAUUUCUUGAAGUCUUUACAUUGGAUCAUGUCAAAAAUGGCAAGUUUCCAACAUAUAGGCUUUACAUUUAUCAUGCUUAUGAUUAUUGGCAUGGUGAAAGGCAGGUGGCUAGAUCAAGUCGAUACAUAUCCAACAUCAUCACAUAUCUCAGAUGGGAUUAACGAUAUUAACACUAAUUACGAAAAUUCUUCUAAUCUUCGUAUGACGACGACUACUUCUAAUUCGUCCGUUUCCACAACAACGUUACGUGGUGAGAAGAGGUGUCACAGUAUAUACGGGUUCUUGCCGUGUGCAGACACGAUGCAAGAAGGGGUGUUUUUGAUGCUAAUGUAUACAUAUUUGAUGAUGUUGGGAGAGGAGUGGAUACAUAAAGGAAGCCAGGCUUUGUUUGUAUUGCUUGGCGAUAAGGCGAUUGGAGCUAGUGUUUUCCGAGUGUUUAUGGCUUUGCCAAGAAUAGUCAUAGUGAUUGUCUCUGGGGUUCUUUCUACAGCAUCAGCUGCCCAAAACCAAGUAGCUUUUGGGGUGAGCAUGUAUGCUGGAUCAACUGUCAUUACGCUAACCCUUAUAUGGGGAUUUCGCAUAAUAUUAAGUCGAGAUAGGCUUCGUGGAAAGGGAUCAACACCCGAACUUGAACACCAAGAUGACUUAUCAGCGAAAUGCUUGCCUCUUAGACAUAAACUCUCAAUUCUGAAUGAUACUGGUGUUAAUAUUGACAAGGAGACUGGAAAUAUAGCUGUAAUUAUGCUUUUAUCCUUGAUUCCAUUUGCAGUGGUGGAAUUAGUUGCGUUAAUGGUGACUCACGUCACUGUUUUGUUCGCAUUAGUAGUAUCUGCCAUGUCCCUGCUUGCAUACUUUGCUUAUCAGAUUUGGAAUCCUUGGAUUCAGAACAGGAGUUUGGCAUAUUUGAAGCAAGAAAACUUGCAAACUAGAUUUGUAUAUCAUGUUCAAAGGCUUGCAGAAGAUGAACUUAUUGACGAGCAUGGGAACCCCAAAUUUGAGCCUUUUGAAAGCAUAUUUGUAAGAGCAGACACUGAUAACGACGACUGCAUAUCGCAUGAGGAACUAGAACAUUUGAUUUUGAAAGUGUUUGAGUUGGAAAAAGAUCAUAUAUCUAUCGAGUAUGCAAAAGCAGAGAUUUUGACACAUUUCGAUGAUGACAAAAGUGGAAAGAUCAAUCGGACAGAGUUCAAAAAGGGAUGCACAAAGUGGCUUGGAAAAUGGAAGAAUGAUGCAAAUAGUUCCGGUUCGCUUACUAAAACUUUAUGGAAACAAGUUGAGAAAGUAGCAAUAAAGAAUAAACGUGCAAAUCUCACACAAAUUGAGAAAAUCAUGCCAAGAAUCUUGAAACAAGUCCUUGAACAACAUCAACUAGUGAGAGAGGAUGGAACACCCGAUAGAGAAAAGAUAGAAGGGCUAUUUUCUCAAUAUGAUAAAGACAGUGAUAAUGAAAUACAUCAAGGUGAAUUAAGGGAAUUCAUUGAGACUCUUCGUUUUGGGGUAGCACUAGAUCAUGAUACAGUCCUAGACGAAGUAAUAAAGGAAUUCGACGAGAAUAAAAGUUCGAAAAUAGAUAAAAAAGAAUUUGUAGAAGGAUUCAUUAGAUGGAUUGAGAAAGCUAUCAACUAUGAUCCAACCAUCAAAGAUCCAAAAAACGCAAUAGCAAAGUUUGAAGAGGAUUCUUGGAGAGAAAUUGAUGCGCCAAUGCAAAUGGGAAAGCCUAAAUUAGCAAGCGUCCUCUACGUAAUAUCCGGUGUUGCUAUCACUUACAUCAUUUCAGGGGCAUUCAUACAAAGUGUCAUACAGUUCUCAGAUGCCGCUCACAUACCGUUUCUCUUUACUUCAUUUGUUAUGGCUCCAAUAGCCAUGAACGCUAGAAUGGUAAUCACGUCACUUCUUAAUGUCGGACCACGUGUUUCAAAGAAUGCUUCUUUGACAUUUUCAGAGAUCUAUAGCGGGUUGGUUAUGAACAACCUUUUGGGCUUGUUAACAUUGCUUACAACGGUAUAUAUUAAGGGAUUAACAUGGACCUAUUCGGAUGAGGUGCUAGCCAUCAUGAUACCUUGUGCAAUUGUUGGCUUAUUCGCUUUCUGGCGUGACACUUACCCGAUGUGGGCGUCCAUCUCUGCAAUGCUUCUAUACCCGAUCUCAGUAUACAUUUACUGUGCUUUGGAUUAAUAUUUUUAAAGUGUUUGUUGUCUAAAGCAAAAAGUUAUAAAUGCCAUUGGAUUGAGCUUAAAUGUAAAAAGGUAUUAUUAUUUCAUAAAUUUAGUGUAUAUAUAUAUGGGGAUAUUUUAUGCU